Messenger RNA from Saprolegnia parasitica CBS 223.65, 1464 nucleotides. RefSeq lists its product as hypothetical. Gene Ontology annotation, molecular function: protein binding. NCBI's taxonomy places the organism in Eukaryota, Oomycota, Saprolegniomycetes, Saprolegniales, Saprolegniaceae. The coding region runs from base 1 to 1464 and encodes 487 amino acids. The transcript has 2 exons. The record is from RefSeq and is a predicted model, not a curated record.
AUGAGCUGGGACCAAGUAAAGUCGCGGCUCAGCGAGCGGGACUUGCCGCUCACGCUUACUUUUCGAUCGUCGUCGAAACCGGAGCCUCCUCUCCGCGCAGAACCGGCGCGAUCGGUGCCAGUCGUCGUCCCAGAGCCUGAGGCGGCUGAGCCCGAGCCGGAGCGGCCCCGGCGUGGCUCCAAGGCGAUGGCAAUUCCGACGGCGUUUGCACUGCCGCCACUGCUAGCAAACGAAUACAACGUCACGUGGUCGCAAGGCAAACUCGGGGUCGUGGUCCACCUCGAAGAAGGCGGCCGCGCUGUCGUCAAGGAGCGCACGACGCCGAGCGCCGACCCAAGCACGGGCCAAAUCGAACCGCGCGACGAGCUCCUCUACGUCAACGAUGCAUCCGUGGCAUCGAUUGGCUACAACGAAGCGCUCGUCCGCAUGCGCGGGAAGAAGCCGAUCCACCUCCGCUUCCGCCGGGCGAUGGCCUCGGGGACGCUCAUCGACACGAUGGUCGAGGCUGACGGGCCCGCCGAGCCGUACCAGCUCGUAUGGAAGACGGGCCCGCUGGGUAUCGUGCUCAAGAAGAACAAGAACGACGAAAUUUUUGUGCAGCAACUCACCAACAAGGGUCUCUCGGCGUCAUCGGGCAAGAUUGCCGUCGGUGACAUCCUCGUGGCUGUCACGGGGGUGCCAACUGCGCCGCUUGGUCUCGCGGGCACCGUGGACUUUCUUCAGUGUAUCCAGAAACCCGCCGUUCUCGACUUUGAGCACCGCAGGGCGCGCCAGCCGUCGACAGCCAAGGUCGAACCGGACGUCGUUGCACCGGUCCUCACAGCACCGACGCGAGCUCCCGUUCCGUCGCCGCUGCCAUCCCCGAAGGACUCGUUUGGCGACGAUGCCAGCGACCAGCAGUCCAUUGCUAUGAUGGCGCUGCCAGAUUUUGAACGCUCGACGGGCACUACUGUCGUGCUUCCCGGUACGCUCGGAGAAACGUUUUUGCAGCCGUCCGUGCUUCUGCAGACACAGUCGUCGAUUUCAGAGGAGACGCCGGUCCUCGACGCCGAGUACCAGGUCGUCUGGACGCGGGGCAAGCUCGGUGUCGUGAUUCAUUUGGAGGAUGACGUCCGCGCCGUGGUUCGCGAGACCACCGGCACUGCGACGGACCCCAACUUGGCGCAAAUUCAAGCGCGCGACGAGCUCAUCGCGGUCAACGGCGUCCUCGUUGCGGACGUUGGGUACGCGGCGUCCCUCCAGGCAAUGAAGGGUCCAAAACCGAUCACGCUCCGUUUCUGCAAGGGCGCGCUAGAUGACGACGACGACGAUGCUGGAGUCGUCAUCGAUGACGAACCGUCGUCCACCGAACCCGUGAUUUACUCGCUCCUCUGGAAGACGGGGUCUCUCGGAAUUGUUCUGAAGCUCAACGACACGGACGACGUUCGGGUGCGAUUGUCGUCGGUGACGUCCUCGUCUCAGUGA